AUGGUGCGGUCCUUACGGAAGUACCUUGGUGACUACCUGGCAGAGCGCCGGACCCGCCGAACCCGCUUGGUAUCAAAAGAUGGACACUGCAACAUCGAGUACGGCAACGUCAGAUAUCAUAACCGUUUUGCCUACAUUCUCGAUUUCUGGACAACGCUCGUGGAAAUCCGAUGGCGUUAUGUGCUCAUCUUCUUCGUGGCCUCCUUCACGAUGAGCUGGUUUAUCUUUGGUCUGAUCUGGUACUGGAUUGCGAGAGACAAUGGAGAUCUUACCUGGCAGAGCCCAGUAGACAACCACACGUCGUGUGUGGACAAUGUGUAUGGUCUGACCACAGCCUUUCUGUACUCGCUUGAGACCCAGACAACCAUAGGGUAUGGUGGACGUGCCAUCACCCCACAAUGUCCAGGAGCUGUUGCCUUAAUCAUCAUUCAGUCCAUCAUUGGUGCUCUCAUCAACUGCUUCUGGUGUGGAGUGGUUAUGACAAAGAUCUCUCUGCCCAAGAAGAGGGCCAAAACCAUAAACUUCACUGAAGCAGCUGUCAUUUGCCCCAAAAAUGGUUCACUUUGCCUUCAAAUCCGUGUGGCUAACCUUCGCAAGACCCUCAUGAUUGGAAGCCAGAUCUACGGCAAGUUGCUAAGGACAACCAUAACGGCCGAAGGAGAGGCCAUCAUUUUGGAUCAGGUCAACAUUGAUUUCACUGUCGAGUCUGGAAAGGAUAACUUGUUCUUUGUGUGUCCCUUGACUCUUUAUCAUGUAAUUGACAAGUCCAGUCCGUUCUUUGAGAUGGCAGUGGACACACUACACCAACAGGAGUUUGAGCUUGUGGUCUUCCUAGAUGGCACAGCUGAGUCCACCAGCUCCUCCUGUCAGGUCAGAACUUCAUACAUCCCACAAGAGAUCAUGUGGGGCUACAAGUUCCAGUCCAUCAUCUCACGGAGCAAAGAGGGCAAGUACCGCAUCAACUUUUCCAACUUCUCCAAAGUGGUGCCAGUGCCCACGGCACACUGUGCCUACUGCUUUCACAACGAGAAAGGUCACCACCACCAUGUUAAAGAUGGUGGAAACGACAACCAUGGAUUUGAGGUCAUUGACAUCAAUGACCACCAACCUUGUGGCACCAAGAUGUAG
This is a messenger RNA of Engraulis encrasicolus (European anchovy), 1128 nucleotides long. Its product is annotated as ATP-sensitive inward rectifier potassium channel 1-like. The transcript has a single exon. Lineage: Eukaryota; Metazoa; Chordata; Actinopteri; Clupeiformes; Engraulidae. Bases 1 to 1128 code for a protein of 375 amino acids. The record is from RefSeq and is a predicted model, not a curated record. Gene Ontology annotation, molecular function: ATP-activated inward rectifier potassium channel activity. Gene Ontology annotation, biological process: regulation of monoatomic ion transmembrane transport; potassium ion import across plasma membrane. Gene Ontology annotation, cellular component: plasma membrane.